AUGUUGACCAAGCUUAGUUUCGUUGCCGCAGUUGCCUUGAGCAGUCUCUUUUCGGGGGUUUCUGCCCUCUCUUCCGGUGCCAUUGGCUGCAAUGGAGAUGAACCAGCCGUGGGAGGCACACACACUGACGCCGCCGUGAGACCUCUCCAAAAGACUGGAGACUUUGCUUCCGGAAGCUUGACGUUUGCCAUUAAUGGAGUUCCAUUGGACCCCGACGUGCCCUUUGAUGCUCCCAUUGGAAUGGCCCACACAUGGACCCUUACCGUCGAUCUAGAUGGUCUGCAAUCCCGUCCAUUCCGUGGUUUCUUGGUGCGCGUUGGUGGCGGUGAUGGCAAUGUAGGUGCGGAUGAUGCCUUGGAAAUCCUGGAUGAGAGUGGCGCCGAUGUCCAAGAAGCUCUCGUUUGUGCUGCCCAGCCAGGCGUUGGUGGCCUCACUCAUACUUCCAAUGACGAAAAGACAUGCGUCAUGGGUGCUCUUGUUUUGGAAGAACUCAAUACAAACAUUCCGGUCGAUGUUACUGUCGUGAUUGAAAACAGGGAAGAAAAAUCCGCUUACUUUUACAAUCAGUUCAAGAUCAAUGCCGUGGACACAGCGCCAGUGGGACAGGUGAGCCGAACAAACUUGAUGAGCUGCGGCGGCCCCCCACCACCCGCAGCCACCAUGACUGAUACUGUCUGGGAGACCUAUUGGGAAACCUCCGUAGAAACCAUGGUCAUGACCUAA
Molecule: messenger RNA, 723 nt
Organism: Seminavis robusta
Lineage: Eukaryota; Bacillariophyta; Bacillariophyceae; Naviculales; Naviculaceae
Source: the annotation of a GenBank genome assembly